Messenger RNA from Papaver somniferum (opium poppy), 858 nucleotides. RefSeq lists its product as uncharacterized. The record is from RefSeq and is a predicted model, not a curated record. The transcript has a single exon. Lineage: Eukaryota; Viridiplantae; Streptophyta; Magnoliopsida; Ranunculales; Papaveraceae. Bases 1 to 858 code for a protein of 285 amino acids.
AUGGUACAACCUUCAGGCUAUGAAGAUAAAGACCAUCAUAACUGUGUUUGUAAACUAAACAACUCCUUAUAUGGUUUGAAGCAAGCACCAAGGGCUUGGAAUGAAAAGCUUGCAUAUGCUCUUAUCUCUCCUGACUUCAAACCAUCUCUAGCUGGUCCUUCUUUAUUUGUUCAGAAAUUGGGGUCCAAGCUUACUAUCAUGCUUGUUUAUGUGGAUGACAUCAUUAUUACUAACAAUGAUGUUUCUCACUGCAAAAAACAUAUUCUUCAUUUGAGUACUCUUUUUCGUGUAAUAGACCUUGGAUCUCUACAUUUUUUUCUGGGAUUGCAGGUUACCAGAAAUGCCAAAGGUCUAUUUCUCUGCCAAACAAAGUAUUCUAUUGAUCUUCUUCUGAAAUGCAAUCUUGUUGGAAUCAAACCUUGCUCAUCUCCUUGUCCUGCAAACUUCAAACUUUCUGCUUCAGAUGGGGAUCUUCUAUCCAGUCUUACAGAAUACAGGUCUUUAGUUGGCUCAUCACAAUAUCUCACAUGGACAAGACCUGACAUCAUUUAUGCAGUCAAUCAAAUCUGUCAAUUUAUGCAUGAUCCAACUAUUGCCCAUCUUCAGGCUGCUAAGAGAGUUCUCAGGUACAUCAAAGGCACUCUUGGACAUGGUAUUGUAUUCUCCAAAGGAUUUAGCGCUUUACAAGGCUACACUGAUGCUGACUGGGAUGGUAACCCAGAUGAUAGAAGAUCAGUGAGUGGAUAUUGUAUCUUUUUUGGAGGAAAUCCAAUUUCUUGGUCAUCUAAGAAACAACCUACUGUGUCAAUAAGUAGUACAGAAGCAGAGUACAAGUCUCUUGCUUCUACUGUUGCAUAA